AUGGUAGAUUUUCAUAGGAUAAUGGUUGCUACCGUUACGAUUGGAGUUACAUUCUUCACGUGUAUGAUGACUGUACUCUACUACAUGUUUCCUUGUAUAGUUUUAAUUCGUCCAUUUUCAUAUCGCUGGUAUCUUGCUGCCAAUAACUUUUCUGCAGACCUCUGGUACCGUAUGAAUCUGUUCAUCUUUGAGAUCUUCAAUGGCAUUACAGUUAAGAUCUCUGGUGAUGAUGUACCCGAUGGAGAAGGUGCACUCAUCAUGAUGAAUCAUCCAUCAGAAGUAGAUUGGAUUUUCACUUGGUGUCUUGGAGUCAGAAAGAAAUCACUUUCCAACAUUAAAAUUAUAUUAAAAGAUGAAAUUAAAUAUGUCCCUGCAGUUGGUUGGGGAUGUGACAAUCUAGAUUUUAUUUAUUUGACACGUGAUUGGACAUACGAUGAGAAACAUCUUCAAUACAGAUUAGAGAAAUUCAAAGAAGUCGGUUUCAGAUCGUGGUUAACCAUUUUCCCAGAGGGCACAGAUAUGGAGCCCGAGAAAUUGAAAAAGAGUCAUGAUUAUGCAGAUAGAAUGGGAUAUCCAAAGUUUAACAAUGUUUUAUUACCAAGACAUAAAGGUGUCCAGACUUGUUUGGAUGUGUUGAGACCGACUUGGGAUGCAGUCUAUGAUAUCACUAUUGGCUAUGAGAGUAAGCCAACAAUUGGUACCUGUUUCACCGGUGUCAAUCCAAAGGUGGUGAAUAUUCACGUCAAUAGAAUUCCCAUCAAAGAUGUGCCAACCGAUGAGAAACAACUUCAAGACUGGCUCUUCAAGCUCUACGCAGAGAAAGAUAAACUUUUAGAGAAUCUUAAAGUUCACAAACAAUUCCCAAAACCAAGAAUUACACCAUUACCACAAUCAACCUAUUUAGUUGCAGCAUUUUGGUUUAGUUGUUUAUUAGCAUCAUUUUAUUUCAUGUUGACAUCGUCAUCAUUCAGAAUCUAUACAUUCUUGACUAUGGUAUUCUAUAUUGUAUGCUCGAAAUCCAAUACACUUAGAACUCUUAGAGUUUUAACCAUAUUUGGUUAUUGUCAAUUUGGUGUAAACAUUAAUGUUAUUAAAGCAUUAUCUCAAUUUAGAAGAGUAAAUGAUCUAUAUAAACAUGUCCAGGAGUCACAAAAGAAUGUAGCUUUAUUUCAUUUAGGUCAUUGGGUAAAGUUGAAAGUUGGUGGAACACCAUUUAUAGUUAGAAGAAGAACACUCACUUGGUAUCCUGGUUCGGUGUUUGAGAGUAUAGCUAUCUACGAUAAGAAUACCACGAAAAAGAUCACCGAUUUCAUUACACAUCCAUUCUUGGACUAUGACAAUCGUCCUAUCAACAAUGUGCUGGAUGAAGUUGCAGUGGCACCGCUAAACACUGAUCAAGAGUGCUCAGUAGAUUCCACCUCAAAGAAUAUAAUGCCUAGAACACCAAACAAACAUUUCGAAAUAACAUCGGAGCGUAAAAAUCAACUAACCCAACCUACGAAACCAUCGUUUAAAUUCGAGAAAGACACCGAAGGCUACUAUCUUAUCGACCGCGACUCUGGCCAGUUCUCGCUGAUACUAAACUAUCUGAGAUCUGGCGAGAUACCUCUUACUCUGCCAACGAGUAUCGAUAUCAACAUGUUACUAUUGGACUCACAAUUCUAUAGACUCUAUGAUUUAGAAAAGAAACUAACCAAUAGAAUACUAUCUACAAGAAGAGAUGAAGAAAGAAUGUAUGUAUUGAAUUCAGAGAUGGCUCAUAAAGAUCAACCACCCUAUUUUAUUAUUGACAAGAGCUGGGUCAUUCAAUGGAGAAAGUUCAUCGACGAGGAAGGUGAACCUCCCAAAUCAAUCGAUAAUACCAAGCUAUUUACCACUGAUGGAUCAUUGAAAAAAGAUUUGGAACUAAACUCUCAUUAUAUCUGUGUAUCAAAAGAUACUUGGAUGAUGAUUGCCAAACGAUAUCCAAAAAGUGGUCCAAUAAUGCCAAGAGCAACAAAAGAUAUUUAUAGUUUACCAAUUCCAUCUUCUUUUUGGGAUACAAGAUAA
Molecule: messenger RNA, 2049 nt
Organism: Heterostelium album PN500
Lineage: Eukaryota; Evosea; Eumycetozoa; Acytosteliales; Acytosteliaceae
Exons: 10
Coding region: 1-2049 (682 amino acids)
Biological process (GO): protein homooligomerization
Cellular component (GO): endomembrane system
Molecular function (GO): cysteine-type deubiquitinase activity; protein binding; acyltransferase activity
Source: RefSeq, a predicted model, not a curated record